UUUACUACAGUACUCUGCUCUGGUCAGAUGCUUUGACGUUCUGAUCCGGGACCCUGGAGGAACCUGGACUGGAACCUGAAUGAAGGUUGUGACUCCUCCUCCUGUUGGUUCCUCCUCAGAUGAUAAGAACUUUCCCAGCGUUCCUCCUCUGCAGCUCAGCAUUCCCGCGGAUUAUCCAGACCAGAGCCCGCUCUGGAGCGACGACGGCGAGCAGUACGGUGCCAACAGCUUCCUGCAGAGCGUGCACCGCAACAUGACGUCCAAACUGCUGCAGCUGCCCGACAAACACUCUGUGACGGAGCUGCUCAACACCUGGGCCCAGAGCGUCCGGCAGGCGUGCCUGUCUGCCGCCUGAAGCCCCGCCCACCUGGGGUGGUCCGCUCAUGCCACUGCCUCAAUGCAUUCUGGGUGACUGAGACUCAACAGACUUCUUUCUUUUUGGUGGGGCGCUCCUGUUUGUGUUUAUGAAAAGUCUUCUUCACAUCACCUUCAUCGCUUCCUAAAGAUUCCCACUGGGGGGGUUGGAGGCCGACGGGCCCCCUGGUGGGCUAGCCCCCCCUCCCCAUGAGGCUGGAUCAGACAGACACAGGCUGGGAUCAAAGUUUAUUGAUGUACAGAGUGUUCCUGAAGGCAUCAGAAGCUGAGGGAGAAGGCUCUGUAGGACGGGUUUGUGAAGACGUCGAUGCAGCUGCUACUCCCCCCCACUGUCAGCACCUGCAACACACACACCUGCGUCAGAGCCCCGCCCCCAGGUGGGCACUGCUGCCUUCAGGGCCCCGCCCCCAGGUGGGCACUGCUGCCUUCAGGGCCUCACCCUGUGCUCCGUGCUGCCCGUGUUGAUCUGCAGCGUGUUCAGGCUCUGCGGCGUGCACGGGAUCUGCGCUUUCACUGCCCCCCCCAGCAGACAGUGAGACACAAACUGCCCCUCCCCCACCGCCAGGAUCUGCACACACCAGAGCGUUAGUGUCGGCGCGAGGGGCGUGUCACCUGCAGCGAGGCGGAGGCUCACCGUGUCCUGGUGGAAGGCGGCGUGGCGCUGGCAGCCGCUCAGCGGGAAGACGGAGGUGGGUGACAGCGAGCGGAGGUGCCAAAGGGACAGAGCUGGGCCCCCCCCGCACACCUGCAGGAGGACAGACAGCUCAGCUGCGCAGAUGCAGACGCAUGCACACAAGCUCACUCAGACUUUGAAUGACUCAGCAGUUUCUGCCUCUGAACAGAUUCUGCAGAUUUUUUCUCCAAGGUUUCUGUGAAGUCUGUGGUUCUGAAACCCGGUUCUGUGAUGGUUCUGAAGCCGGUGUGACUCAACAUCAUCUGUUGUUUUCUCUGGAUCUGCUUUGUAAAAUGUUUCACCAGG
Molecule: messenger RNA, 1354 nt
Organism: Oryzias latipes (Japanese medaka)
Lineage: Eukaryota; Metazoa; Chordata; Actinopteri; Beloniformes; Adrianichthyidae
Source: RefSeq, a predicted model, not a curated record